ACUCUCAUUUUCUCUUUUGCGCUCUGCUCGCUCUUCCUUUUCGACGAUUCGACUUAGUUUCUCUCCGGUUACUCUCUGAUAGUUGAAGCUCUUUCACUGGUUUGACAAUGGGGGCCGAGAAAGGAAACGAAAACAACGCUUCCGCUGAAUCACCGACUUCAGUUCUCGAAGACGAGGAGAAGUGCGAAGAAGAAAUCAUAAAGCUGGAGGAGGAAACGUUGGUAGAUGCCAAAAAUGGAGAUGCGUCUCUUUUAUCAGAGGCUAUGGUCAAGGAGGAAGAGAAACUAAUGGAAGAUCGGUUGAAGGAGGAUAUAAAACAAGAGGAGCCUGAAGAGUUGGUGCACUUGAAUGAUACACAGUUUACUAGAUUGGAUGAGCUUUUGACCCAAACUCAGAUGUACUCUGAGUUUUUGCUUGAAAAGAUGGAGGACAUCACAUUUAAUGUACCUAAGCCUGAAGCUGCUGAGACAAAGAGAGGUCGUGGCUCAAAAAGAAGAGCUGCUAACCAGUACAACAAUAGGAAGGUCAAGAGGGCAGUCGCAGCUAUGCUUACUAGAUCUAAAGAGGGAGAGAAUGUGAACAAUGAAGAUGAAAAUCUGACCGAAGAGGAAAAAAUUGAGAAAGAGCAGAGAGAACUUGUACCCUUGUUGACUGGUGGAAAAUUGAAGUCUUAUCAACUUAAAGGUGUGAAGUGGUUGAUCUCCUUAUGGCAGAAUGGGCUGAAUGGGAUCCUUGCAGAUCAGAUGGGUCUUGGAAAGACAAUUCAAACUAUUGCUUUUCUUGCACAUUUGAAAGGAAAUGGGAUGAACGGGCCCUACAUGAUUAUUGCUCCUCUGUCAACUCUUUCUAAUUGGAUAAACGAGAUUACAAGGUUUACACCCUCUAUUGAUGCAAUCAUUUAUCAUGGAACCCAGCAAGAAAGGGAUGAGAUUCGUAGGAAGCACAUGCCUAAAGGAAUUGGCCCCAACUUUCCAAUUGUUGUUACUUCUUAUGAGAUGGCGAUGAGUGAUGCAAAGAAAUUUUUGAGGCAUUAUGAGUGGAAAUAUGUUGUGGUUGAUGAGGGGCACAGAUUGAAAAACUUCGAGUGCAAAUUAGUGAAAGAAUUGAAACACUUGCGUGUUGCCAAUAAGCUCCUCUUAACUGGAACACCUCUGCAGAACAACUUGGCAGAGCUAUGGUCGUUGUUGAAUUUCAUUUUGCCUGAUAUUUUUCAAUCUCAUGAAGAAUUUGAGUCAUGGUUUGAUUUUUCGGGGAGAAGUAAUGGUGACAUGUCACAGGAAGAAAUAGAAGAGAAAAGAAAAGCUCAAGUGGUUGCUAAACUCCAUGCUAUAUUGCGCCCCUUUCUUCUUCGAAGAAUGAAGGCUGAUGUGGAGCAUAUGCUCCCUCGUAAAAAAGAGAUCAUACUAUAUGCUACAUUGACCGAUUAUCAAAGGAAUUUCCAAGAUCAUUUGCUUAAUCAAACUUUGGAAUCAUAUCUAAAAGAGAAGGUUGACACAGGGCGUCGUAUGAAAGGGAAGCUUAACAAUUUGAUGAUUCAGCUUCGGAAGAAUUGCAACCAUCCAGAUCUCCUAGAAGCUGCCUUUGAUGGAUCAUAUUUUUAUCCGCCUGUAGAGCAGAUCGUUGAGCAGUGUGGGAAGUUUAAAUUGCUUGACCGGUUGUUGACCCAGUUAUUUGAGCGCAAACACAAAGUUCUCAUCUUUAGCCAGUGGACUAAGGUUCUGGAUAUAAUGGAUUACUAUUUGAGUGAAAAGGGGUUUAAUGUUUGUAGGAUUGAUGGUGCAGUGAAAUUAGAAGAAAGGAGAAGACAAAUCCAAGAGUUCAAUGAUGUGAACAGCAAUUAUAGGAUAUUUAUUCUCAGUACAAGGGCAGGUGGCCUAGGUAUCAAUCUGACUGCAGCUGAUACUUGCAUACUCUACGAUAGUGACUGGAACCCUCAAAUGGAUUUGCAAGCCAUGGAUAGAUGUCAUCGCAUUGGACAAACCAAACCUGUUCAUGUUUACAGACUUGCAACAGCACAAUCUGUUGAGUGUCGCAUUUUGAAAAGAGCUUAUAGUAAGUUGAAGCUAGAACAUGUCGUGAUCGGAAAAGGGCAGUUCCACCAAGAACGGAAACCUAGUAAUGAUGUCAUUGAGGAGGAAGAUCUACUGGCACUACUCCGGAAUGAAGAAACUGCUGAGGACAAGAUGAUUCAGACAGAUAUCAGCGAUGAGGAUCUGGAAAGGAUUCUUGAUCGCAGCGACCUUAUUGCUGAUUCUGGCGAUGGAGAGGAAACCAAGGCUAGUGCCAAUGCAGUUCCCCUCAAAGGUCCUGGUUGGGAGGUUGUACUGCCGACUGGUACUGGAGGCAUGCUUUCAACCCUCAACAGUUGAAAUGAUUCUUCACUUUGUUGAUGCAGAGUCUGGUCUUUUGAUUUUUGCGGUUGAGCUUGAGAUAUAGCUCUAAAAUUGAAGCUCCCUUUUCCAUUGCACUGUGGAUUAUUGGAAUAUUAGGGAGCUGAUUUUGUAAAUGCCCGUUGUAGAACUACAUAGUAGUAGUAGGUAACGUUCGAUUAUUAAUUUAUUAAUCAGCUGUUAAACAAGUUAAGAGUUUAAUCUAA
Hibiscus syriacus is the source of this 2596-nucleotide messenger RNA. RefSeq names its product ATP-dependent DNA helicase DDM1-like. Bases 108 to 2369 code for a protein of 753 amino acids. The transcript has 16 exons. Gene Ontology annotation, molecular function: ATP-dependent chromatin remodeler activity; DNA binding; ATP binding. Lineage: Eukaryota; Viridiplantae; Streptophyta; Magnoliopsida; Malvales; Malvaceae. The record is from RefSeq and is a predicted model, not a curated record. Gene Ontology annotation, cellular component: nucleus.